Molecule: messenger RNA, 3070 nt
Organism: Naegleria gruberi
Lineage: Eukaryota; Heterolobosea; Eutetramitea; Acrasida; Naegleriidae
Product: rasGEF domain-containing protein
Exons: 1
Coding region: 1-2991 (996 amino acids)
Biological process (GO): Ras protein signal transduction; positive regulation of GTPase activity
Cellular component (GO): plasma membrane
Molecular function (GO): protein binding; guanyl-nucleotide exchange factor activity
Source: RefSeq, a predicted model, not a curated record
AUGAGUGUGAGUCAAACUAGUACUGAUUCACCUCUUAAACAAGUUUCUGAUGAUAAUAGUAAUAAUAAUAAUAAUGGAACAUCAACACCUCCUCCAAUUCCUCAAAAACCUAGACGAAUCUCUACUAAACCAUCUACUACUACUUUAAAUAGUACAACUACUUCUCCAUCAUCAUCAUUAGGUGGUGCAAUUACUUCCGCUACUGGUACUGGUACUAAUGGUGUUGCUUCUACUACUUCUCAUGAUGGUAAAACAAAAACAAACAAAUCAUCCUCUUCAAGUCCAACACAAAAGAAACCACCUAAACCAUCAGUACCAAGUGAACCUAAAGUAAUAGAUGAUGGACAAUUUAGAUAUACACAUGUACCACCACAUCGUCUUGUCUAUACUAUUGAAACACAAGUUAGAAUGUUAAAUAAUGAUGAAGUAUCAUAUGAUGAUGAAUUAAAAAGCUAUGAAGAAAGAAGUGAAAAUUUAAUGGAAUCUAAUAUUGAACCAUUUGUUGGUCAAUUACCAUUACCACCUAAUUGUAAUUUAUUUAAACAAGCAUUGAGAUUUAAAGGACAAUUAGAAGAAUUAAAUAAUUUAAAUUCACAAAUGAAUCAAUUACAUCCACACAUAUAUCGAAAAUCAUCAAAUACUAAAAAUAGAAAACAUUCUGUCAUGUCAAAUCCAAGUGGUGGUACAAGAUCAAGAAAACAAUCAAUCAAAUCAUCUUCAAUUAAUAAUAAUUCAUCAUCAUCAUCAUCAAUACCAUAUGGUGCUAUUAGACACGUACAUCCUGUUAAAGAUCCAUUUCCAGAAGAUAUUGCUGGUAAAGGUGUUCCAAUUAGAAUUGGUUUAUCUAAACUAUUAAAUAAUAAUAACAAUAACAAUACUAAUAACAAUAAUAAUGGUGAUAAUAAGAAAGAAAUAGAAGAAGAAUUAUUCAAAUUACCUCCAGAGUUGAACAAAUUACCAGAUAUUCCAUUCCCACCAUACAAUUCAGUUCAAUUAUCUACAAAUUCAAUGAAUUAUGUAUAUGAAGAUCAUUGGAAAGUUGAAAAUUCAAGACCACUCAUUCAAUCCACUUUAAUAUCUCCUGAUCUUGUUAAUAAUACUAAUAAUACCAAUAAUACUAAUAGUAAUACUAAUACUACAAAUAAUAUAAUAGAUAGAAGUAAAUGGAGAACACGUGUAUUAAACAAAUAUCCAGUAACACAAGAAUUAUCAGAGAGAUUAUAUCCACUGUGGAGAACAUUAAGUUUUGGUGAAUUAUUUAAUGCAGGUAGAAAGGAUGUUCGUAAGAAAUUGAAUGAUGAUCACAUUACUAAUAUAAUAUUACAACAUUUACAUUUUGAAGGAUUGAAGGAAACUAAAAAAUCCUUGGAAGAAGAGAGUGGUAAGAAAUAUAUUGGUAUCGAUAUUGAUCAAAGUUUAUUGUAUGCAUUGUGUAAGGAGGCUAUUAAAAAAUCUGAAAAGUUAAUGGAUACAAUAAUUUCAGAUAAAUAUUCAAGUGCCUAUCUACAAAAGAAUAAGAAUCAAAUAAUGAAAGAAUUAGAUGAACAAUUGAGUGAAUUAGGUAUAACAAAUGAUGAAUUUGGUAAAAGAGAUGAAGAUGUUAAUAUUUGGAAAGAACCUGAAAGACAAAAUGAAAUUGUUGAAUUUGAUCCUGUUAGUAAAUUUGAACAAUUUCAAGCAGGUUCAUUAAAUAGAAUAAUUGAAAGAUUAACAAUACCAACACAAGAUCAAUCUUUUAUUGAUGUAUUUUUACAUACUUAUAUGGCAAUUGCUUCACCUGAAUUAGUUUUAGGUAAAUUAUUUCAACGUUUCAAAGUACCUUCUACAUUUACACCUGACGUUAAAAAUGGUAUUCAAUCUGCUGUUAUUAGAGUUUUAUUAAUUUGGAUUGAAAAUCAUUUUCAUCAUUUCACUAAUAACAUGUUACAAAAAUUACAAUCAUUUUUAGAUGAACAAGUUUUAAUUCAUGCUAAAUUAAAUAAGAGUAGAAAGAAAAUUAAUGAAAUUAUAACUCAAAUGUCUAAAUUAUCAAAUAUUAAUACUUUUUCAUUUAAUAAUAAUAAUAAUAAUAAUAUGAAUAAUAAUAUGAAUAAUAAUAUGAAUAUGAAUAAUAGUGGAAUUGGAAUGGGAGGUGGAGGUGGAAUUAGUAGAAAUGUGAAUAGUUCUGAUAAAAUACCUGAACCAAUCAUACCAUGGAAUAAAAUCUUUGCCAGUGAUUUAUGUAUUGAAGAUAUAGAUGGUGAAGAGAUGGCAAGACAAUUAUGUUUAUAUGAAUUUGAUAUGUAUUAUUCUAUAAAAUCAGAGGAAUUAUUAAAUCAAGCAUGGAGAAAACCCAAAUUAAAACAUCGAUCACCUAAUGUAUUAAAUAUGAUGAAUUUCUUUGAUAAUAUUAGUAUGUGGGUUGCAUCAUUAAUAUGUAGAGGACAAACAACCUAUGCUAGAAAACAUACUUAUAAAAUGUUAAUUAUAGUAUGUGAUCAAUUGAGAAAGAUGAAUAAUUUUAAUACAUUGAGAGCAAUUUUAAGUGGAUUUGAAAAUGGUGCAGUUAAAAGAUUAAAGGAUACAAGAAGUGAACUUGGUCAAAAAUCUAAAGAUACUGAAAAUUUAUUAAAACAAUUAAUGAGUGAAGAAAAUAAUUAUAAGAAAUAUAAAGAAGUUUUAAAAACUUCAUCAUUUCCAGCUAUACCAUAUUUAGGUGUACAUUUACAAGAUUUACAAUAUAUUGAAGAAAAUCAUAAUGAUUAUGUUAAAAAUACAAAUAGAAAUGGUGUUGAAUUAAUUAAUUGGAUUAAGAGAGAAUCUUUAUUUGAAGUUAUUAAGGAAAUUAAACAUUUCCAAAAUCCAAUUGGUUACAAAUUUGUUAAAGUUUUUCAAAUUCAAGAAUUAAUUAGAACAAUGCCAUUCAAAGCAUCAACAAAUCAUAAUUUAAUGAUUCAUAGUUAUAAGGCUGAACCACCACCAGGUGCAUCUGCUAAUUUCUUUGUUGGUUAAAUUUAUUAUUAUUAUUAUUAUUAUUGUAUCAGAAAUGUUUGAAAUUGUUGUAUUUUUAAUAAAAGUUAUUAAAUUUUUG